Molecule: messenger RNA, 1476 nt
Organism: Oncorhynchus mykiss (rainbow trout)
Lineage: Eukaryota; Metazoa; Chordata; Actinopteri; Salmoniformes; Salmonidae
Product: V-set and immunoglobulin domain-containing protein 1
Biological process (GO): epithelial cell morphogenesis; maintenance of gastrointestinal epithelium
Cellular component (GO): plasma membrane
Source: RefSeq, a predicted model, not a curated record
GCCUGACAACUACUACAGUGUCACCACGGGCUAAUACAGUACACUCUGCCUGGCCGUUGCCCAUUACUCCUUAGUUGAUAGGUAAAGGACUGAGAAAGGUGAGGGCUUUUCAGGUACUGCUACGAUAACACUCUCGACUGGCUUAUUGGACGACACGUGAACAUUUCCUUUAAAAUGUCCCCUACACUGAGAAUGGCGCUGCUGUUCAGCAUGAUGGGAUGUGGGCAUUUAAUCACAGUGACGGUUCCCGAGAAGUUUGUGAACGUGACAAACGGUGAAAGUGCUCUUCUCCAGUGCACGUUUGUUACCACCGUGCAGAACACGAGCAACAUCAUCAUCCAGUGGAGUUUUGUUGCCAAAACCUCCAAUGUGCUACAGCAGGUGUAUUACUCUCAGUCAGGAGAGGACGUGAUUUCUAAACCGUAUGAGGGCAGGUUGAAUGCUCCCACCUAUCCAGCUACUAGCAAUGCCUCAAUAACAAUAAGCAACAUGCAAGUGUCAGAUGCAGGGGCCUACACCUGCGAAGUCCACAACUUCCCUGAUGUCAAUGGGAAGACUGAGGCCACUAUCAUUGUCAACAUUCUUGAGAGGCCAUCUGUGCCCUUCUGUGCUGUCCAUGGUGAUGUGGAGUCUGGUCACCUGGUUACCCUCACCUGCCACAGUGAGCGGGGAAGCCCCACCCCCACCUAUACCUGGAUCAGAGUGGAUCAGGACAAGACCAAGACACCUGUAAUGGGGAACCCUGAUCCGAAUAUAGGAUCCUUGUAUUUCCGAAACAUAUCCCAGUUUGAGUUUGGAGAGUAUUGUUGCAGUGCCUCAAACGCUGUAGGAUCUGCUACUUGCACCGUGGAGCUCAGCCAUGAGCUAGGGGAUGGGGCCAUUGCUGGUGCAGUCAUUGGAGCACUUCUUGGAGCUGUCCUUAUUAUCCUUAUUAUCUGGUUCAUGACACACUCCAUGAAGAAGCAGAAAUCCAAGGCUUCAAAGGCAACAGAGAUGCAAGCCAUCCCUAAGAGUUCGGCCACAGUGGCGUAUGAAGGCGUCCCUACCAGGGAGAGUGGCCAUCAAGCCUAUGUAACCUCCGGAGGGGUUCCCAUGGCAACAAACAGCCACGUCCAUUCUGACGCUGACGGAGAGCGGGCCGAAGCUUAGGAGAGGCCUGACAUGCUUCUGGGGUGACAUCACUACUCUGAAAAACAAUGCUCCACUGAAGUUUGUGUUUUUGUAUAAUGUUUUUUUUAAAUUCACAAUUUAAGUAAUGGUUCAUAUUUGUUUUAUGUGAUAUGAGGAAUUCCAAUUGUCUUGAUUUCACACACCAAAAAAAUACAAAUCACUCUACACCCUGAUUAAUGUGGUAAUCCACCCAUUCCCUGACAAAAUGUUUAUUCCCAUUUCAUAUUCAUUGUGACAAAUCUAACCAAUGCUCAUCCAUGCUUUCUGGAAGAAAAAAAAUACAAAUUCAAUUUUGCAUAACUGAGA